AUGUCCUAUGAGACCGGUUCUGACGAUCCCGUUUCUGGAACUACCACAGUUCACGCGAGGAUCUCCGUGCCAGUCGAGGACUUGCUGCAGCAACUCACUCGUCCAUCUACUUCAUCAAGCGAAUAUGAUGAUGAUGGUAGGAAGACUAUCUACUUCCCGAGGGGCUACGAUGGUGAUCUGACGACCACUGUAAGCACUGCGAGAAUGCCGAUGAAAGCCCGCGCGAGUAGUCUCGUUCGCAUAAAGUACAACACGGUAUCUGCCACCUAUGAAGUGGAGCUCAAUAUUGACAUCGACGUACCCACUGUCGACGUCAGCUGCCAAAUUCUUGAUAAUGUUCCCAUGUCUAAUAUAAGGGAGUUGGGCAAUAGCACUCCGACAGUGUGGGGAGCAUACAAGGCCUCCAACAAGUGGCAUAAGAACAAGCAUCACGCCCAGUACUUCCUCCUGUCGGGCCGCGGGAAGCAGCUAGCCCUUGAACCAUCUAACAUCGAUGCCGCAUUUAGCAGCGGAAGUCUCAAUGCCAAUGCCCCAGAGUUUAAGCCGGAUAUACGCCAUUUCUCGCCACCUGGACUGAGGUGCCACGAAGAUGUUCGUUAUGGAGAGCCUUCCCAGUUGGAGGAAGCAGCGAAUUGCAGUGUCGACAGUGUGAAGGGCUACAGGGUAAGCCCACUGCGGCUUCCCCUGGACACCACAAUGGCUGUUGGCGAGGACCGAUUCGAUAGCUGGAGAACUUCCACUACUUCCUUCGCUGCAGUACGCGCUGCUUUCAGCCUGUCCAACUAUCUUGUCCCGAGGUUCGCCAUUAUGUCCACGGCUGCGGUCACGGUUGGUCAUCAUCAGCCUUUCUGGGUAGACCCUCCCUCCAAACGAGGCACUUUCCAUGAGAGAUCUACAACCUCGGCACUUGGCACUGUGAUGGUGCCAGUGGGAGACCUCCUAAAACGCAUCACGGGUGCUCAUUAUGGCCAGCGUGGGCCGGUGCCUUGCUCUGCCAAUGUGAGACCUAGCAGUGGCAGGACUGUUGCAUCAUGCAGGAUGUCCGUGCACGCACGCGCAAGCGAAUUGGUUAAGAUUAUGUAUGAUUCUAAGGAUGGGGCGUAUUAUCUGCAACUGGAUGUCGAAGUUGAUAUGCCGACGGCCAUAUUGGGAGAGGAGAUACUGGCUCAUGUGAAGCCCACGUCCUCUUCGCCGACUCGGGAUAAUUUCGAGGAAGUACCGAUAUCACAGAUUCGAGAGUUGGGCCAUAGUGGGACCGCGGCUUGGCAAUCAUAUAGGACGUGGAACAAAUGGCAGAAGACUAAGCACCGUGCAGUGUACUUCGUACGGGCUGAGAAGACGGCGCUGGGGCUUCCCCUGCCGAGCUCAGUCGAGGGGCCCAAUGGUGACAGUAUGUUCAUGAACGGGCUCAAUGCCAACGCUCCUGAGUUCACGCCAAGUUCAAGUGCGCCGAGUCCCCCAUCAGAUAGUGGAGGUGCUGAUAGGAGGCCAUCUAUUGAUGAUCAACAUACUGUUGGAAUAGGCAGGUGCUUGUUGCCAAGCGAGGUGGCGGCGCUUCUGGGCGAUGAUUGCCUUCACCAUGAGGAGGCGUUCGAUUCUGAUCUGUCCUGCAGCCCAAUCGGUCAUCCUCUGCACCAGCACGUAGACUACCAUGACGGCUGGAGAACGAGAAUGCCCUUCAAGGGGGAUUCAUGGGUCCCCUUGGGCAUGGACGGAGGUCGCUCCCGCCUCACGAGUGCUGCUGAGAGCAGUACUACCAGCAGUAGCCUGGCUACUGCGAAUGAGUCUCCGUCACGCGCCACAGAAAUAUAUAUGGUAUCAAUGACAUACCAGAAUAACAUCAAAGCGAAGUCGGGUUUCUGCACUUGA
Messenger RNA from Perkinsus marinus ATCC 50983, 1869 nucleotides. RefSeq lists its product as hypothetical. The transcript is spliced from 10 exons. Bases 1 to 1869 code for a protein of 622 amino acids. The record is from RefSeq and is a predicted model, not a curated record. NCBI's taxonomy places the organism in Eukaryota, Perkinsozoa, Perkinsida, Perkinsidae.